Messenger RNA from Onychostruthus taczanowskii (white-rumped snowfinch), 3154 nucleotides. RefSeq names its product G protein-coupled receptor 182 (gene ACKR5). The transcript is spliced from 2 exons. Gene Ontology annotation, biological process: G protein-coupled receptor signaling pathway. NCBI's taxonomy places the organism in Eukaryota, Metazoa, Chordata, Aves, Passeriformes, Passeridae. Gene Ontology annotation, molecular function: G protein-coupled receptor activity. Bases 1933 to 3027 code for a protein of 364 amino acids. Gene Ontology annotation, cellular component: membrane. The record is from RefSeq and is a predicted model, not a curated record.
UUUAUCCCUCCUCUGGGCACCGCGUAUCCCGGGAUACCCUGGCUGAACUGGCAGGGAACGGGCAGGGAAAGGCAGCGCGGUUUUAUCCAUCCCCUGGGCUCGUGGGCGAUGAUCUCUGCGUCACUCACCGAGCUAAUUAAGAGCUGAUUAGCGAUCAGCAGCUGAAGGGCAGGCCUCUGAGGUUGUACACUUGCUUGCGGGACCAGAGCAGCGCCAACGCAGCCCCGCUCCCCCAGCUCUGGCAAAGGCCGAGCCCACGCCGGACCGGGACCCCCGAGAUGCCACGGGGAGGGCGAGAGGGAUGAGGAGCACCCGGGACCUUGCACAAGCUGCCUUCAGCUCGCCGAGCGGCUUCGCCAGCCAAGGAAGCUUUUUUCCCAAGUGUUUUCUUUGGCUUAGAGAGUACAGCGUGCCCGGCAGCCCUCGCAGGUCGCGUCGGGGGCCAGCGUGUCCCCAGGGGCCGGGAUGUGGCGUGCCAACCCCCCGGGAGCUGCAGCCCUGGCUGUACCUGCCCUGGCACACCUGUGCCCAAAUCCCUCCGGCAGCACCGCGGCUGCCCGGAGGGGGAAGGAGCCGGAGAAUUGCAGAUUCCCGGCGCUGCCUCUGCCUGGAACCCACCUCUCCAGACCCCGAGGGGCUCCUGGGCACAGAUUUGGGGUGCUGGGAGCCUUGGGGCACCCCAGGAAUUGCGGCAGGGAUGGGCAGAAUGGGCUGAGCUGCCUGUCCCAAACCCUCUCAGCCGGCUUGGAAAUACAACCGGCUCCCAGACCUCGCUGUUCCCACCAGGAUCAGCAGCCCCUGCACAACCCUCGACGGUUCCCAGCUCCUGCUCAGCCCCAGAGUUCGCUGUGGAAAUCUCCUGACCUGUGAAAUAGAACCAGCAGAGCAUUGCUUCCCCCUCGGGUGGGGCAAAGCCCCCCAGCCCCUCGGUAGCAGAGCGGCCCCUCACCACCCCCACUGCCCCAGCUGAGCCAAAAUAUGCCCGGGGCCAGCACGAAGCUGCCGAGUUCCUGUUUGGAAGCCGCUCCUGCCGGGGUUGGUACCUGCACACGGGGUCACCAGCGCUGGGCUUGUUGUUGUGAGCCCCGACUUAUCAGUGCCCUGGCGCUUCCCCGCUCCCCGUGCCUUCCUUCCGAGCCAAUUGUUGAUCCCGCAGUCUUGGCUGAGCUGGAAAAAAGGAGAUUUCCUGCAAUUGUUUCGCAGGACUUGCAGCACCAUGCAAAAUUUUCUGCCUAUCAGCCCCCUCCCCAGCGCCGGGGCAAGGAUUGAGCCCCCUGGCUUCCCCUGCCAGACCGCGGGGCAAUCAAGGCUCUGUGAUUAAUUGCUGCCUGGCCAGAGGUGCUUCUCUGGCGACAUCCGUCUGCCACCGGCUCCUGCGGGAGCGCUGCCCGGGCAGAGAGUUCAGCUUUCAGCCCUUUUCCCCCGAAAAACCCCUGAUCUCACCCUGACAUCGAGGCGGCAUCAAGGACAGCUUUGUCACUUUUGUUAUAACCCACCCCAGCCCCUCAGGAUUCCCAGAGCUGGGGCAGGACCUGGGAUGUAUUUUCCCCACAGAAGGAUCCAGGCAGGACCCAACCUCUUAUCCCAGCGGGGUGACAGUGGAGGGGACACUCGGGAAGCCUCGGGGACCCCCGUCCACCCCCAGGCACCUGCGGCUUCCACACCGACACCUGCCCGGGGCCUCCCCGCGCCCGUCCCCACCCUGCGGCAAAAUCAAACGGGAGCCGAGUCCCGGCGCUGGAAAUCCAGGGAAAUGUCACCCUCGCUGGGCUGUCUCAGGAUGUUGCACCACGACGGUCAUUUCCUGCCCAGCGAGCGGCCACCAAGCCCACCCCAGCUCCGUGCCCAGAGGCGCCUGAGCUGCCGAGCCGAGAGGAUCCCCCCGCUCCCGAGCAGCCCCAGCGCAGCCCUCGCUCAGCCGCCGCCACCAGGAUGGCCGAGGUGACCACUGUCCCCAUGGAGACACACACUGUCCCCAGUGAGUACGGGGACUACCACAACCUGUCCGAGCUGUUCUACCUCCUGAACCACACCUACACCUACUGCGAGUUCAGCCUGGACGAGAACAUCAAGCGAGUGGUUCUCUUCAUCCUCUACCUGGUCAUCUUCGUGGUGGGCUUGGUGGAGAACCUCCUCGUCAUCUGGGUCAACUGGCAGACCCGGGGCAACAAGAGCUUGGUCAACCUGUACAUCAUCAACAUGGCCGUCGCCGACCUCGGCGUGCUGCUCUCGCUGCCCAUCUGGAUGCUGGAGGUGAUGCUGGAUUACACCUGGCUCUGGGGCAGCUUCCUCUGCCGCUUCACCCACUACUUCUACUUCGCCAACAUGUACGCCAGCAUCUUCUUCCUCACCUGCCUGAGCGUGGAUCGCUACGUGACCCUGACCAGCUCCUCCCUCUUCUGGCACCGGCACCAGCACCGCGCGCGCCGCGUGGUCUGCGCCUGCAGCUGGGUCCUGGCCGCCGCCAUCCCCGUGCUGGAGGUGGCUCACAUGCAGCUGGUCAACACCGGGGAGCCCAUCUGCAUCUUCAUGGCCCCCUUCGAGACCUACGACGAGUGGGCGCUGGCGGUCAGCUUGGCCACCACGGCCAUCGGCUUCCUCAUCCCCUUCCCCGUCAUGGCGGUGUUCAACGUGCUGACGGCGCGGUUCCUCCGGCGCGCCAAGCCGGAGAGCCGCAAGCACUGCCUGCUGAUCUACGCCUACAUCGGGGUGUUCCUGCUCAGCUGGCUGCCCUUCCACGCCGUGCUGACGCUGCUCACCCUCGAGGGCAACCACAUCAUCCUGCACUGCACCUUCGCCCACUUGCUCUACUUCUUCUACGACAUCAUCGACUGCUUCACGCUGCUCCACUGCGUCGUCAACCCCAUCCUCUACAACUUCCUCAGCAAGAACUUCCGCAGCAAGCUCAUCUCUGCUGUGGUCAAGUACAUCCCCAAGGACCACGCUGGCCAGAAGGGCGCUGGCAAUUCCUCCUCCAGCACGCAGCACUCCAUAGUCAUCGCCAAGGACAACGGCCCUCCCAACUAAGGGGGGUCAGACUCUCCCUGUCUCCGUCGUGCUGGCUCCCUGGGGACAGUGGGAUUGGUUUUCCUGCUGCUGAGGACACGAUUUGCUUGGGCACAGCCCUUCUUGGCUGGGCACCUCCCGUGCGAGC